AUUUAUUUACACGAGUUGUUUUAAUAUUUUUCGAGCUUAGAGAUUCGCCCAGGGACUUGUUUGGGCUCGGUGUUUCUCAUUGCGAGCCGUUAAGACGAUAUGUAGCUACGACACAAGCCGAGGAAGGCAGCUCUCAGUACAGCUCUCUCUCUCUCUCUUUCUCUAUCUCUGUAUCUCUCUCUCUCGCUCUCUCAUCAGAGACCGAACGAACGGGCACUUCCCUCCUCAGCGCGAGGUCACAGAACGCAGGCAGCUAGCGCCAACGUCCGUUAAAUAAACGAAAAGUUGAGUUAGCUGCAGCGAGACACACUUGGACGCAAGGGGGGUUUACUAAGCUCGUUAGUUAGGUUAGCUAGUACUGAGACCACUGCUUGUUCUGCUAGGUUAGCGAGCUAAUGACAUGUUCAGCAAGACGAGCUACAGCUAUACAGCAGCGCCUCGCAUCAGUGAGCUAGCUAACCUAGCGAGGUUAGCUAGAAUAUAUAAUCUAACGCUAUAUAGAUAGAUAGAUACGGUUAGCUAGGCUAGCGAGCAGGCUAAGUAACACUACGUUAACCUACGUUACUUUUAAACCGUUCAGAGAUAGACAGAGAGGGAGAGAGAGAGACCUGUCGAGGCGGUGUGUCGUUUCGUGGGCUUGAAAAAGUAACGCUAGUUGUUCCUGAAAACUCUGAACACAACGAAAGGACAGAAGUUGUGGAGGGAAGAGGUGCUUCUGUGAAAAUUGUGGGAAAAAAUGACAGACACGGCCGUUUGGUUUGACAGGAUUGGGGUUUAGCUAUACUUAAUAGCUACAUAAUUUCCCCCCAAAGCAAGAUGGACUCUCUCUCUCCCUCCCUCUCUCUCUAUUUCUCUCUCUCUCUAUUUCUCUAAAGAUAACUAGGUUAUAUUUCUAUCUCCUUCUUUCUGUCUCUUUUUUUCUGUAACUUAAAGCUAGCUAUAUUUGUCUUUCUCUAUCUCUCCCUCUAACUAAAAGCUAGUUAGAUUAGGUUAUAUUUCUCUCUCAUUCUCUUCUCUCUAACUAAAGCUAUCUCUCUCUCUCUCUCUCUCUCUCUCUAUAACUAAAGCUAGCUAGGUUAUACGUCUCUCUCUGCUAGGUAUAUUUAUCUUUCCCUCUCUCACUCUCUCUUUCUCUAAAUAAAAGCUAGCUAGGUUAUCUCUCUCUCUCUCUCUCUCUCUCUCUAUUUCUCUCUUUGCUUGUCUGUCUUCUUAGUCUUCGACAUUUUGCACCGAACCAAAAUAACGGCUCUAAAUAACCAGUAAGGUGAUGAAUGAGGGACGUUGGGGAGACGUUUUAAUGGGUCUUUAGGUGCACUUCUCAUUGAGGGUGAUGGAGAGUCAGCCCCCCACUGGUCUCAGCUAGUUACCUGAAAACUAACGUAAACGCGAGUGGUGUGUGAGUGUGUGUGUGUGUGUGUGUCGAUCAUGGCCAGCUCUGACUCUCUUCACCCACAGAGCCCGGCUCGCUUUAUUAUCGCCUUUUAAUCGAGGGCUGUUGUCGACAGAGGGGGUUUGAAUCCACAGCUAACCUAGGCUAGCUAACUUUACGCUUCAUCAACAACAGCGACAGCCUCGUAAAAAAGAAACGUGCCCUCCCUCCGUAGUUUGCAGCUCGACCACCGCACGUAGCCACUCACAUGCUAGCCCAGCCAACUCGUACAGACACACAGCCACACACAAACACACACCGAGGCGAAAUGUCCGCUUCAAAAAAAUGUCGCUGGCCGAUGAGAUGGUGCUCAGGCGGUGUUAUGUGGUAGCUACAUCAGGCUGCUGUGGUCCGGGCUUGUGUUCCUGAUCUGAGGACGCAGUGUGUUUCUGUAUUUUGUAGGUCACCACCAUCCAUCGCAUGAUACAGCCUGACUGACUGACAGAUCCAUCCUCAUCUCUCAAACACAGCAUUUCCAUAUUCUGUGAUCAGGUCAUCGGCAUCAUGAAGGGUGGAGGAGGGGGGAAGGAGCCGCCAGCAGAGGGCGAGGUGAGCGGGAAACAACGGCCUAAACGCAAGUGCCUGCAGAGGCACCCACUGCUGUCAAAGAAAAAGGCGCUGGACUUCUCUGAAGAAGAGGAGGAGGAGGAUGAAGAAGACCUGGAGAAGGAGCCAGUGGUGUGUGCAGAACGCGGCAGCCAGGAGCCUGAAUGUGGGACGAUGGAGGACGAAGGUGAGGAAGACUCCUCGGAGCAGAGAGCUCGUCGGCCCAUGAACGCAUUCUUGCUCUUCUGUAAACGGCACCGGUCGCUAGUUCGCCAGGAACACCCGCGGCUGGACAACCGUGGAGCGACCAAGAUUCUGGCUGACUGGUGGGCUGUGCUGGAGCCCAGUGAGAAGCAGAAGUACACAGACAUGGCUAAGGAGUAUAAAGAUGCCUUCAUGAAGGCCAACCCAGGUUAUAAGUGGUGUCCUGCUACCAGUAAGCCAGUGAAGAGUCCCACUCACAGUGUGAGCAACGUAAGAAAGAAGGCCUGGACUCUGCCCUCCAACCCAACCAAGGAUGCUGCUGUUGCCAAAAAAGUGCCCAAAGCAGACGGCACACCACAGCUUAACUUUGCCAUGGCAGAUCCAACUAAGAUGGGUGGCCUAAGCAUGCUGCUGUUAGCUGGGGAGCACGCCUUGACUGCCAGAGAGAUUUCCUCUAGCACUUCACAGACUGGGGUCUCGGAUGUCGCCAAGCUUUCUGGAAAAUCUGCCCUUUACCAGUUGGCCGAGCUCUCCUCCUGUCCACACCAACCUGCUGAAGGACUUAAAAGCUCAGAAACUAAAAGCCCAGCAGUCCCCAAGACAGAGGCAUGUGGCCCAUCUCAGCCCAACUCGCCUGAUCUUCCCAGCAGCUGUGUUCGGUCUCCACUCUUCCAGCUGGCUGAGAUCUCCUCCAGUGGUUCCCAGUCUUCAGUUUCUGAGGGCAAGCAGUGCGGCCAGUCUGCUCUUUUCCAGCUUGCUGAGAUGUGUUUGGCCUCUGAAGCAGAAAAACUAGAGGCGCUCUCUUCUCAACCUGCUGUGGACUCGUCCUCUCUCUGCGCUCUGCACAGCACUGCAAAGACACACCCCACCGAGCACUUAGACAACACAGAUCUUCCGCACCCCACCCCAUCUUCGUCCUCCUCCACCUCUUCAUCCCCCACCGACUGCAGCGCCCCCAUGCUCAGCCAGCCCGCUAAGAAGAAGAAAAAAAAGAAGCCGAAAGUUGAAAACGACAAAGACGAAGCAAAGCCAGAGAAAAUUCCAACAUCACCCAAAAAGACCUGCAAAAAGCGCCCGUCGUCCAGCUCAGACCUCGAGAGCUUGAUGUACACCAUCGAGGCGGUGGCCAAAGGGGCCUUCGGCUCGGAGGAAACGGACAAGAAGCGAGCUCGACCCUCAGACAGCGAGGACAGCACCAUCCUCACGGACCAACCCCCGGCAACCAAGAAGAAGACCAAACCCAAAGUGAAGAAACCGCUCAGGGCCAAGGAGGAGUCGAUGGAGCGGGAGGAACCAGAGGUGCAGGAGGGGCAAGACAGUGGAGAAGACCACAAGCCACCAGAGACUGAAAGGGAAGCAGCUCCACCAAGCCCUGAAACAGAGGUGAAACCUGAAUGCAAAGAGGAGGUGGAGCUGAAGGUGGAGCCCCCUAGCUGCACGGAGGUCCCAGCACAACACAGCACUGCACAGCAACCAAUCAUAGACGAAGAGAUGGGCUCCACAAAACCAGUGACGGAAGGCGAGGGGGGUGCUCCACAAGCAGAUCAGGAUGAAGAGAGAGAACCAGAGGCCAAGCCAGCCAAACCUGAAGAGAGAGAAACAGAGCCCAAGCCUGAGGUGUGCGGUUAUAGGAAGUCGGAGCGCAGCUGUAAGGGAGCUCUGUAUAAGACUCUAGUCUCGGAAGGCAUGCUGACUUCACUGCGGGCCAACGUGGACAGAGGAAAGAGAGGUUCAAUGAGGGGCAUUGUGUCUGAACUCGAAGCCGGAUGGACAGAGGAAAGCUGUACUUUCACUCCACCAGCUGCCAGCAAUCCCAAAAAGCUAAAGAAGUCAAAAUCUAAAGAAGAGACGGGGCCAGGUUUGGGAAAGCUGGAGGAGGAGUUUGAGAAGAAGUUUAACAGCCUGCCUCAAUACAGUCCGGUAACGUUCGACAAGAAAAGCACUGCAGUUACGAAAAGGAAGAAAGCCAGCCCAGCCAGCCUUCCUGAACCUCCUACGCCAAGCAAGGGUCCAUCCCCAUCUCAGAAAAAGACUUUAUUCCACAAGAUUGUUAGCAGGUACAAGCACAAAAAGGAGAAGCCGGGUACCUCGGACAAAGCCAUAGCUCAGCCGGAACCGGUGGCUGCUGAGGCGUGUCACACGGUAAAGCCUGACGCUACGUGCACAUCACCUUCUCCGGACGCCCGUAAGGCAGGUGACGGGCCUGUUGGCAGCCAGAAGAGGAAAGCCAGGAAGAGCAAGAUCACUCAUCUGGUGCGCACGGCCGACGGACGACUAUCACCCGCCGAGGUGGACAAAGCCAAGGAGCUGACCCAGGACCAGGAUGAAAAGCCAUUAACUCACAAGACUUUAUGCAACAAGGAGAGCUGCUACACUGACCCCAGACCAGCAGAGGCAGACAGCGCAGAAGCAUCAGACAGCUUGCCGGCCUUCUUCAGCCUGGCAGCACUUGCUGAGGUUGCAGCCAUGGAAAACGUGCAUAGGGGCCAGCGUGCUGAAGGCCAGGUAAAGGACAUGGCUCCUCAGACAGCUGUGCUGAUCUCCUGCGCAGACCAGUGAAGACUCAGGCUGGUCUGGACCAACUCUGGUCUGGGAAUGGACUUACUGGGGCAUAUCUCUUAACUUUUCAGCUUUUUGUUCCAAGAAGAGAGAAAGAGAGCAAAAGAGAGAGGGAUAGAGCGAGAGACAGAAAAAGGAAACAAGAGAGAGAGAGCAAUGCCGUGGAGCGACGAGGGAUUUUCUGAAGUCACCAGGAAAAGGAAAAAGAGGAGGAAGCUGUUUUCCGCUAAAAGAGGAUUAUUUCACUCGUCUUCUGUUCAGACAUGGCUGUGGAGGUGGCAGGCUGGUGCCGAGCCCCAGAGAAAGCUAGCGUGCUUCCUCCACCUGCGGCAGACGUGCAGGAUAGGCUGUAACGAAGGAGCUGGCUGGCUGGCUGGCUGCUCUUUGUAAAGCCACAUUUUCUUUCAUAAAACGGAUAAAAAGGAUCUCUCUCUCUCUCUUUAUAUCCUGAUUGUUUGAGAAUGAUUGGCUCAGCUUUCCUGCACUCUCUCAAUCUCUCUCCCUUUCUCGCUUUCUUUUUUUCUGUCUAUCUCUCUCUCUUUCUUGUCUUUCUCUGUUAGAGGAAAAUCUUGUGGCUUCCUGUUCUCCUUCCUGGCCGGAACCAAACACACACAAAAGCACAUACACAAGCACUGUGUGUUUAUGUGCAUUUGUGUGUGUGUGUGUGUAUGCGUAGGUUUGUCUCUGUCUGUGUGUGUGUGUGUGUGUGUGUGUAAGUAUGUGAAUGCAUAGAAAAUUGCUCAACAGCCCCCCAUACCUCACAGCCAGCCUGCUUCUACCCACAAGUUUCGAGUUGUCUCCCUCUCAGCGCAGGCUUCACCUUGACAAUGCACACACUUUUUACUUUUUAAUGCCUAGAUGCCUCUUUCUGUCCAAGGACUUCUGUACCUUUUAGUGGUGCCCCAUGCCCACCAGAGAUCCAGGACUUUCCCCUGAUGCCUUGGGGCGUAAAGCAGGGGUGCGAGGAGUGAUAGACGAGGGGUCGGAGAAGGAUCGGCCCCGGUGCGAGGCUAAGAGUGACUGGAGAAGUGUGUGUGUGUGUGUAUCUGUGUGUCUAUGAGCAGUGCUCUGUGAUCCAAAGCAAACAGAGUUACUGAGUUACUGAUUGACUGAAUGAAUAUGAACACUGACCUGGUCAGAAGCCAUUCUCUUUUUCUUUUUGUUUGUUGUAUCUUUUUCGUUUGUGUGUGUGUGUACGAGUGUGUGUGUUUUCUGCUAUAACAGCACCCUGUUACUGUACUGGGCACCCUUCCACUCUUCACGUGCACAGCUAUAGAGAUGAAUUGAUUUUUUGUUUUUGUUUUUAGAGCAGUAUACUUGAAUGAUACAAUUUGCAUUUUACGUCAAUACUUGACCUUCCUGCAGUGUAUGGGUGUUUGCGUGCGCGUGUGUGUUUGUGUGCGUUGCGUGUGCUUGUGCGUGUGCACACGUGGGAGUGCGUAGCGUCUCGAUAGCUAAUCCAAAAGAGUGCUACUAGUUUCCUAAGGUAGUUUCGUAAAAAAAAAAAUACAGACACUGCACUAAUUUUUAGCUACCGUAGAGUCUUUUUAGGCAAUGUUGAUCAUGAUUAAUAUGUGUUGUUUUUAAUGUUUGUUUUUUUUUGCUCUGAUCAGCUUUUUUUAUUCCAUUUUUUUCUCCCACAUUACCUUUUGAUCCAUUCACAUUUCCUGACAAUGUCCUUACAAAGCAGCAAAGGCGUCUUGGAUUAACUUGAUUAACUUCGGAGAUGAGGUCGUGUUAAUGUCGGCCACGCGCUGGUGGAGGCGAUGGACUGGGAUUCUGUACUGUUUUCUGCCAUUUUUUGCCCAUUCCUGAAAGGAGGAGGAGGUUCACUGCGCACUGUGGGUGAGACAGAAAGUGCAGGAAAGGAAAUGGACUUUGGACUGCUGUUCUUUUCUCUCUUCUCAUUAGUGCCCGCAGCACUAAUCUCCCGAGGCUCAUCAGGCUGUGCUCUUGGGUCGAUGCACAUUGUUGUUGGUGUUGCUCGUCUCACAAUCAGCUCUCCCCAGCCACCGCACACACAAACACACACACACACACACGUACACCUGAGUGAACAAGAGGCUUGAUCGUGUCGGCCUCCACAGAAGAGUGAAUAUGAAACUCUUCUUUAAAGACAGAAACCUUAACAGAAAGCCCAAAAAACUCUCAGUUCUGCUUCUGGGAAGCCACAGCUCCACCGCUCAGCUCAGUCUAGUCCAGUCCAAAUGAAGAAAUGAAGGAACGCUCCAUCCCAGCCAGGCUGAAAAAAAGAAACCUCCAUCAAGAUGAUUUCUGCUGCGAUAUCCGCCAUUGUGCUUUUUUACUAACUGUUAUAAGUUUUAAGUUGACUGACGCCUCCUCCUUUAUUACCCCUUCCCCCAACCCCCUCUUUCAUACUUAUCUUCAUCUUCUCUUUAUCUCCAAAUGAUGUCUGUGAAUUUAUACACUUUUUUUUUUCUUUGUUUUAUUGUUUUUUUUUUUUAAAGAGAAAAAUCUAUACUAUACUGUAUUUGAUCCUUUUUAUCCCUUCAAUCAUGUUGUGUGCUUAAGGGUGUGGUUUUGCUGGCCUUUUUCUCAUUAUAUUUGUAAUAAUGAUAAUAUUAAUAAUGUUUAGUUUAGUUUAUACACCUCGCUGCGAGGUCCUCUCUACUGGAUGAAGACUAUUGUCAGAAGCUCAAAUACAAAAGAAAUUCUAUAUGUCUAUAUAUAUAUAUAUAUAUAUAUAUAAAAAUCUAAAUCUAUAUAUAUAUAUAAAGCCUAUGCUUACCUGUUAAGCCAAUGAGCACUGAGAAAUAAUGCACCGCUUCUAGAGGAAUAGUCCCUGCUUUUGGGAAAGUGCACAUGUGAUGAGGCAACCUGCAUUGCCACGUGUUAUUUGGCUAGUGUCUAAUGAGCACAGUGAGGUGUGAGUGUAAGUGUGAAUGUGUGUGUAUGUGAGAAUGUGUGUGUACCUGCAAGAUGCCCCCUGAAUGUCCCCCUCUGCCCUCCUACCCCUCCCUCUCCCCUCUUCCUGUCCCGUUCUUCACACACCGCGAGCGUUUACAGCUCAAAGCCAAGGGAUUUCACCUCAUUAUAUUUGAACUGAAAGUCGGACAGGUCUGAGCAGACGUGUCCGUGGCGUGCCGAACGUCUGAGGGGAAUAUUGAUCUGCUGAGAUCAGCUUAAUAAAGACCCGCUCAGUCAGCAAAGAAAGAGAAGUCACGUGACCACUUCUCUUAACCUCUGUGUGGUCACAUGAUGUUAGAGGAGGUUUUCAGGAAAUCUCUGCAAAGCUUUGUUUGGAAAGGUUAAAACGGGAAAUGUUGGGACGAGAUUGUCUUACACUGCUAAAAAAAAUCAAGGUGCUACAAAUGGUUCCAUAGAAAAACCAUUCUCUCUACUUUAUCUAUUAUAUCUCUGUUACAAAAACGAUUAACCAUUGGUUCUGUUUUGGUAUUGAACCAAAAGUGGCUCUUCUCCGGUUCUAAGGUUCCUCAAAGAGGCGAAGAACACUCAAAGAAGCAUUUGAAGCAUCUUUAUUUUGUAAUAAGGGUGUAAUUAUACCUUAUUGGUAGACUUGAGUUACAUUAUCAGGUUGUGAUUACUGUAAUCGGUAAUAUAGAGGUGGGUGAUACGACAGUAUUAUUACAAUAAAUAGUUGUACAUUUGUUUUUAGGAUAUAUAUCAUUAAUGUUUUUUUAAAAGCUUUUAUCAAAAUCAGAUUCUAAAUAGUAUACAAAAUAUGCUUUACUUCAUCUAAUGAAACUGGACAUAUUUUGUUCUUUUAGGGACCCUUUUAGUUUACAUCUGGUCACUUGAUCCACCUUGAGUAUCUGGAUUAUAUCUGGUUAAGGCCAAGCCACAUACAAAAUCAAUUGCAAACACACUCAAGAUGCAGUUAAAUUAAUUCAAAUUGAGCCACAUACUUCAGCACUGAAGAAGUUUGUGUCUUUAAUGCACGUUACGUUUAAACUCUAAGCUACUUUAGCAAGUAGCUGGGAAAGUUUAUGAAUUCCUAGUGCUAAAAACUUGACCGGUGUUGAUAAAUUUUGGUGGUGAAAAAAAUGUGUUUAGCGCUGUUUGCUAACCCUAGUGUUCUGAUACUCACUGUCCUGUGCUCUGUGAUGCACUCUAAUGAGGGUUAUCCAGUUAGUGAUGUUACAAAUGUUUACUCUGCUUCCUCCACAAGGCGCAUUAGUUUUACACGUUCUGUAAAAUAUUUGAGUUAUACAAUGACUAUAUAAUGAUUAUCGUCGUGGCUGAGGAUUGCUGCACGAAGCCUGUAUAUAAACUUGACUAUAUAUUAUCUGAUUGGCUCUCAGGACGUCCUAUACGUAUCUAUAUUUAAAAUCUUAUCAGAAACCAAUCCAGAUACAAGUCAUAUGAGGUGACACGGUGUAAACAGGGUCAAGAAUUCUCAGAGGUUCUAAGAGAUCAGAGUUCUAAUGAUCUAAAAUGUCAUUAAUGUAAAAUAUCCUCGUAUUGCCCACCUCUAUGAAUAUUCUGACUGAAUCGCUUGUUAACGUGAUCCGUGAUAGCUCUCGCUAUUAUAUACCAGUAUUUUCCACAGGGAGGUGCUGCUCGCUUCUCGGGGGCAGGUCCAGACGAUUUCCAAACGCUCGUCUUAAAUCCAGUUUUCACUGAAAAAUGUCUUCCCAAGUGUUGUGUGCACGUCCAGCGUCGCACCGUAUAUGUUCUUCCCAGCAGAGCGAGAGCGAUAAGCGGAAGAAAGUGUACAUUACGAACUGACAUGUACUGUACACGCUAACGGCUAACAAGUGGGGGGUUUUAUUUCCAGACAUUUGCCAAAGAAAAGGGAACGCCGUCUCUCUCUUAUCUCUUUUUAGAAAUUUGAUGGUGCAAUGGAAAGCCAGACAGACUGGGUGAGCUGAGUCUAGUCAGCGUGUCUGUGUGUUUUCAGGUAAUAAAUGCAUUAUAUUAGCACAACUAAUUCUAUAUUUCUGAUGGAGUUCCUCAGCCUCUACCUGCAAUUUUGGCAUGGUGUACAGAACGUUUUUAAAAUUGCCUAUUUUAGAGAAAAGAAAAACACAAAAUUAUAUGAUAUUUGCACCUUAAACCCAAACCAAAAUGUCACAUUCUGAAUGAUUUCUCCACCCUCUCUCCUUUCCCUUACACACCUGCAUCCCUCCUCAUGCAAUUUGCUCUUAUAAGCCCUCCUCUUGUGUCUUAAGGAAGGAUAUUUUAUUGAAAAUUUAAAUUUAUUAAAAUUUGUCAUUAUACAAUAAUGCCUUGAACGAAGAGGCGCUUAUUCGAACAUUCAAACCUUUGCAUGACGCAUAGAUGAGGUUUGGUUCCCAGUCCAUUUAAUCCACAAUAUGUCACCCCCCUUCCUCCCCCCUCUUUUCUAUAUACUGUAGAAGAUGCCUCUAUGAAUCUCAAGUUCCUAUAUUAUUAGCUAUAAAGCUUAUGAUGUAAAACCCUUUUGUGCUAGAAUUGUCUCUUGAAUGUAAUGGAUUUUGUACCUGUAUUUUUCUAAUUCCAAUUCCAGUCUUUCUGUACGGGAUGGCUUUGUAUGGAGGAGUUUUUGGGCUGCUUCCAACAGCGGAACAGCGUUUAUUAUAAUAAUUUCCAGUCGUUGUCAUGAGACACAUCCUGAGCUCUGUUUGAGAGCUUCAUAGCCUCAUCACCACAUCGCCUCUCUCAAAUACUGGUCAAAUACUCAGAACAGUAAAAGCAUAAUCCCAUCCCAUCCCAUCCCAUAAUCAGACGUGCACUCACCUUUGUUGAAGAAAAAUCGAGAAACCAGGGAAAAAUCAACUACAGCAAUCACAAAGUUGCCAAACCCUCUUUUAUGCUUUUUGUUUCUUCUUUUAAUGAUUGUUUUCUAUCUUUCCAACUGUGUCCAAGUCUUAAGGUCCUGGAUUAUGCACCUGUUUGAAAUGGCGACACCUUUUGUUCCGCUCUAUAAGAGAAUGUAUGUCCGUUGGCUUUUUAAAGCAGUCUUGUCGAAGGGUUACUCCUCUGUCGUCUCCCCUUAAAGAGUUUGUACAAUGUGUGCUUGACCUGAUUAGUGUCACUCGUACUGUAUGAUGCCAUGCUUGGAACUUGAUUGUUACAGCCCAGUUGUUGAUGCAGCCUUGCCUUACUGAAACCCUGCGUAGAAAGGGGUCCCUUUGCCAUUGCCCUUCUCAAUGAGUCCUACGUCAUAACACUGUCUGCUGACGCAAAUAUUAUUCCUUUAACACGUAUUAAAGUAACAUAUACAUA
Molecule: messenger RNA, 10927 nt
Organism: Astyanax mexicanus (Mexican tetra)
Lineage: Eukaryota; Metazoa; Chordata; Actinopteri; Characiformes; Acestrorhamphidae
Product: BBX high mobility group box domain containing
Exons: 16
Coding region: 1934-4738 (934 amino acids)
Biological process (GO): regulation of transcription by RNA polymerase II
Cellular component (GO): nucleus
Molecular function (GO): RNA polymerase II transcription regulatory region sequence-specific DNA binding; DNA-binding transcription factor activity, RNA polymerase II-specific
Source: RefSeq, a predicted model, not a curated record